Molecule: messenger RNA, 2379 nt
Organism: Aspergillus clavatus NRRL 1
Lineage: Eukaryota; Fungi; Ascomycota; Eurotiomycetes; Eurotiales; Aspergillaceae
Product: putative ubiquitin fusion degradation protein (Ufd1)
Exons: 1
Coding region: 1-2379 (792 amino acids)
Cellular component (GO): VCP-NPL4-UFD1 AAA ATPase complex
Molecular function (GO): polyubiquitin modification-dependent protein binding
Source: RefSeq, a predicted model, not a curated record
AUGGCACGGGAGCAAGAUUCCCUCCGCUGGUCGUCACAAUUCAGCGUCGCUCCGCCACAGCGAACGCCCAAGCUAUCUGGCGAUAAGAUCAUUCUGCCCCAUUCAGCUCUUGAACAGCUCCUAGCCGCUGCACCGCUCAGCGAGGCGCCUUCUCAGGGCCCAUCACGUCUAUAUACAAACACUUUUGAUCCGUUCAAUCCGCACACCUUCGCGGCCGAAUCCCAGGCGCGGGCGCGGAACGUCGACCACCAGAAACAGUUACCCCAUCCAUUGACUUUCCGCCUUGUGAACCCUCAGAAUGGUCGCGCCAUAUACGCUGGCAUUCGGGAAUUCUCGGCCGAAGAGCAGCAGAUCGGUCUCAGCGCAUUCCUGCGACGUGCAUUGGGUAUCGACGAUGAUCAACCUUCAUCACAGACUAAUGGGCAGGUGACGGAAUCGGGGCAGUCGAUGGAGGUGGAGGAUGCGGAGAAAGCAGAUACCACCGUCACGAUCACAGUUCAUGCCAAACAGCUGCCGAAAGGCACAUACGUUCGGCUUCGCCCUCUCGAAGCUGGCUACGACCCAGAGGAUUGGAAGGCCUUGCUUGAACGACAUCUUCGUGAUAAUUUUACCACACUGACCACGGGUGAGCUUCUCACAGUGGCUGGAGGACGGGAUGAAAUAUUCAGAUUUCUGGUCGACAGGGUGGAACCCGAGGGCGACGGCAUUUGCGUCGUGGACACUGAUCUGGAAGUUGACAUUGUGGCUUUGACUGAAGAUCAAGCGAGAGAAACGUUACAGAAGCGACUAGAGAAAGCCUCUCGCGCUCCUGGCACACAGGGGGGCAGCUCGAUCGGCGGGGCUCUCAGGCUAGGAGAAACAGCCACGGGCCAGGUGAUACCAGAGGACUAUGUCGACUACGAGCUCAAGGACUGGGAUCGAGCGGAGCCCAUUGAGGUCGAGCUUGAAGGUGCAGAUGACGCGGAUGUAUACUUAUUUGCCAGUCCAUUUUCUGCGCGCCAGCGAAACCGACCUAGGGCGGAUGAGCACGUCUUCGCCGAUUUCUCGGCUCGGCCAUCGAAGAGGCUUCGGAUUCAGCCAAGCAACAUCGAGCUGGACGGAGCAGAAAGCCUGUACCUGUCGGUGCAUGCAUUCGCUCAGACACGGUCUGAUGAAGAACAACGGCCGGGUGCGCAUCAGUCCUUACCACUACAAUACAAUUUGCGAGUGGUCCAGGGUCCCUCUACCAGCGAAGGCGAUAUAAAUACCGAGGAGAAACCAGAGGCUCAUGAUGCUGGCGAUGUGCAGUGUAAGAACUGUCAUCAAUGGAUUCCUCAGAGAACACUUGUCCUACAUGAGAACUUUUGUCUCCGCAACAACGUGCUCUGCCCCCAGUGCCGGAAUGUUUUCCAAAAGCGAUCGCCUGAAUGGCAUGACCACUGGCACUGCCCUCAUGACUCGUCCUACGGCAACGAUGCAUCAAGCAAGAACAGACACGACACUAUAUUCCAUACCCAAUGCUCAUGUCCUGCUUGUGAACUUGAGGUCGACGGACUCCCGCGCCUCGCCCAGCACCGCACGACUGACUGUCCGGCGAAACCAAUUCUAUGCCAAUUUUGCCAUUUAGUGGUGCCGCAGAAGGGGGAUCUGGAUCCGGAUAUCCACGACCCCGAAGUCUUGCUGUCCGGUCUUACGCCACAUGAACUGGUUGACGGAGGUCGGACAACAGAAUGCCAUCUCUGUAACAAGAUCAUCCGACUCCGCGACAUGAAGACGCAUCUUCGCCACCAUGACCUUGAGCGUCUAUCCCGGCCAGCGCCACGUAUCUGUCUGAAUCAAAAUUGUGGCAGAACCUUGGAUGCGCGCGGAGUACAAAGCGCAAUUACUCCUGGCACAGACACAUUAGGCCUGUGCAGUAUCUGCUUUGGCCCUCUCUACGUUGACACGUACGAUCCGGAAGGAAAGACACUCCGACGUCGUAUCGAGCGCCGAUACCUCUCCCAGCUGAUGACGGGCUGCGGGAAGUCUUGGUGCCAGAACGAGUACUGCAAGACAGGGAAGCAGCAGCGGGAACCCCCUGGCACCAGUAAUGACGGGCCCGCGUCAAUGAGUGCAGCAGCUAUCUUGACCUUGGUGCGUCCCUUGAUAGAUGCGCUCAAUCUUCGGCGAGAUACCCCGAACACGGCGCCCUUGUACCUCUGCACGGAUCAAGUCGGCCAGCAGCGGCGAAUUCUCGCGGAGAUGAUCGCCGCAGAAGGAACCGCGACGGGAGGCAAGGCAUAUGAUUUCCCGUGGUGUGUGGCCGCCGUGGAAGCCACAGCCGGUAGUGUUGACAACGCGCGCGAGUGGUUGGCGAACUGGGCGCCUGCUAGAGGCGAAGAUAAACGCAGAGUCCACUGA